AUGAAUAAAGUAACAGGGAAAGUGCAGUACUGCGUGGAUUUGGUGGCGAAACUGGAUGAGUUUAGACAACAGAAAGUGCUUUGCGAUAUCACUCUCGUCACGGCUGAGAGAGCCUUUCCUGCUCACCGAAACGUCCUUGCUGCUGGCUGUCCUUACUUUUGUAAACUGUUCACAAGUGACAUGAAGGAGAAGUGGACUGAUUGCGUAGAUUUAUCGCAGAUGGAAGUCACAGCGAACGCACUGGGUCCGUUACUAACUUACUUUUACACUGGUACCAUUGAAGUCACACAAUCCAAUGCUGAAGAACUUUUCAUUUCAGCUGAUUAUUUCUUUAUCCCAGAGGUGAAGUUGGCAACAUCAGCAUGGUUAGUUGCUAAUAUCAAUGUGUCCAAUUGUUUAUAUUACUGUGACUUAGCUGAACGUUAUAAUUGCGCAAAACUCUCUAAAGCGUGCCGUGUAUUCAUUGACAAACAUUUUUAUGAAGUCACGCAAUCCCAGGAUUUCCUUCGACUUGGUAUUGAAGAGAUCACAUAUAUGAUAUCUAGUGAUGAUAUUUGUGUUGAAAACGAAGAAGCAGUGUACGAGAGUCUCAUGAAUUGGAUCAGUUACAAUCAAGGUGAACGAGAAGUUUAUUUUCCUAAAUUACUGGCAUGCAUUCGAAUUGGCUCAAUGUCACAUGAGUACCUUCAGUUACAGGUAAUCACAAAUUCACUCGUUCAAAGAGAUUCUUCUUGCAUAAAACUAGUUGAGAGUGCCAUGAAAAGGGAUCAUUCAUCUAGUUGUUUGUCACCUCAAAAUCCAAGAAAAUGUCUGCAGCCAGAAACCGAUGUUGUUGUUGUUAUUAGUGGUUUGAUAAGGAGCAGCGAGACUCAAUCAACUUCAGUCCGUUGUUAUGUACCAGAAGAAGACAACUGGUUUGAAAUGGAACAUUUUCCAAACCAGAUUAACUGGCAUGGAUUUGCUGCAUAUGAAACAGAGCUGUAUACAGUUGGAGGAGAAAGAAAUGGCAUGGUGUCAAAAGCUCUUGAAAAGUUUGAUCUGGAGACAAACAGAUGGGAAACUAUGUCCUCGAUGUUGAAAGAGGUUUUAUUUCCAGCAGUUGCAUUCCUCGGAAAGUGUCUCUAUGUUAUUGGUGCUUCGAGGGGCCACAGAGGAACACUACAAAUUUACAUCCCUUCCAUGAACGUCUGGACUCUGGGAACAGACUUAAAUGUCCCACGAGAAGUCACUUGUGCUAUAGGUAAUGGGCAGUUCCUGUAUGCUAUUGGUGGGAUGAGAGCAGGGAAUGGUGAGUAUCUAAACUCAGCAGAGAAGUAUGACCCAGAGCAAGACACAUGGACAAGUAUUGCUCCCAUGACCCACCCAAGGGGUGGAACAUGUGCUGUGUCAUACAAAUCAUCAAUUUUUGUCAUGGGUGGGGAGUAUAAUGUGCGUGUUGCCCUUUCAACUUGUGAAGUUUACUCCACAACAUCUGACCAGUGGCAAUCUAUUGCUUCAAUGCAUGUCCCAAGGUACUUUGCUGGGGCUACCAUGGUAGGAAAGAAAAUUUAUGUUUUUGGAGGUGUUGGUGGAUCCAACGUGGACUUAGAACAAAGAAAAAUUGUUGACAGGUAUGACAUUGAACAGGGUGUGUGGAAUUCAGACAUUAUUAUUCCUUGGGAAGCAAAAUAUUUGCAAUGCUGCUCCCUUCGUGUUAAAAGAGACUUUUUGCAAGGUUUGCAGAUGGUUGCUAGUUGAAAUGACAAGAACUGAUUAAAAAAAAACUGAGGUCCCAAGAUACCUUUAACAUCUUGGAAAGUAUGGUUCCCCUUAAUGCGAAGUGUAGACCCACCACUAAAAGUUACUUUGAGUCUUGAAAUUUCUUUGUUGCUCUUAAUUGAUUGACUAAAAAGGCCAUUUACAUCCAGCUUAAAACUUGCCUUGCAGCAAUUUUUUUUCUCAUUAAUCAUGAUCCACAAUCUUUGAUUUCUAGAGCACUUUCUGAUUGAGUGUUCAAUUAUGCAGACUAAGUGCAUCUGGAGUUUGCAAUGAGACCUGAUAGUAAGAGCAGUUUUUAAUUGAGCAUGAAAAAUAAUCUGACCUUUCAUUGGUUUUGCUUCUCUUGAGUGUUCAAUUAUGCAGACUAAGUGCAUCUGGAGUUUGCAAUGAGACCUGAUAGUAAGAGCAGUUUUUAAUUGAGCAUGAAAAAUAAUCUGACCUUUCAUUGGUUUUGCUUCUCUAGACUGUUUAUGUCCAGAAAACCUCUGCUGUCUUCUAAGUUACUCAUUGAACCAGACCAAUUUCUUGCCACUUGCCAAAAAAUAAAUUUGAAUACUGACAAUACAUUAAGGAAAGGACCUUGAUAUUAGUGAGGCUACAGAGAUGAAAUGUGCUGAUAGUAUUGCCUCUUAAGGGGAUUUUAAAAUAUCCAUGCCUUUAUUAUCAUUUUUAUUAUUAACGUUAUUAUUAAGAGUAUAAUUGAUAGUAUUAUUAUUACAAUCUUCGUUAUUAUUUUUACUGCUCCUAUUAUUGUAUUUGUUUAGUUUAACACAACCAGUGCAUUAUCAGCUUAGGACUGGUGUAUCUUUCUUGAGAAUAUACCUUUGGAUUUAUUUGUUAGUUUAAUUUGUCACAAUAAAAUUACCUAUAAUACUGUUCCAGGUCUUAUAAUAUAUUGCUUGUAAAUUUAUGAAAGCUUUAUCUUCAGAAAUGCCAACAUCUUAGAAUAGGGAAAAAAUAUAUAUUGGUUUGAGAAAUGUUAUACCUAGCAAGAAAAAAAAGGAAAAAUUAUCUACUUCUGCUACUUAAAGUUUAAGAUUUUUUCAAAUCAACGAACUCCUCAGUAACUCCUGAUUUCUUAUUUACAAUGGUCCCUUUUAAGUGCAUAUCCUCUAACUCUUUGACCUCCAAGAGUGACCAGCAUCUUAUUUCUCCUUACGAUAUCACCCCUGAAUCAAACAUUAGGGUCACAAGAAUAUAGGAAAUGAUCACAAGUUGAAGAAGCUCUUGAUUUGUCAACACAUUCUCCUUGUCAGCACCUUAGAAAAAGUAUAGAGAACAGUAUGGAGAAUAUGCAUAUUGCUAUUUGGGGGUAAAGGGUGUUUCCUCAUGUUACUCCAUCAUUCAGUUUACUACACUUGGAAUGGAUAUAUUUUAAUCUGCGUGCACAAAUACCACUGGAUAAUUAUUCCUAAUGACUUAGUUAAUGAAUUUCACAAUACCAGUUCAUUAGUGGUAAUUUCUUCAUGCAGAUCCCACAUUUCAGCAUUAAUUGUAACAAAGGGUUAACAUUAGUUUAAAAAUCUGAUUUUGUUAAUAUCACUUGAAAGAAUUUCCUGUUGCUGGCCAAUUUAUUUCCUCUGAAUCAUAGCCCGACUGCUAAGUACUGCAUCCAAAUUGUGGGAAGAAUUAAGUAACGAGUUCAUAAGUUAUGGGACUUUAAGUACCACUGGGUAACUGUUAGGGGUUAGUCAGUUUGAUUUACUUUUAUGGAACAAAGGUAGUCUAAUUGGACCUCAUUGUUUUCUCUCAGAUGAGUUAAACUGGAAAAGACAAAUUUGUAGAGUAUGGACAUUGUAACGAAAGAGGAACACUGUGUCGUGUGUCUGGUUUGUUUUAGCUCUUGAACUAACAACAAUGACAACUUUAUUUGUACCCUACAUUAAUUUACAUGAUACAAAAAAAUAUAUUUGUAUAUAUUAUAAGAGAAAUGGAGAGGGUACAGGCUGCUCAUAAUAACCAGUGAGAGCUAAAAAGAUAAGGCAGCCUUACUUAGGUUUUUAAUAAAUGAUUAUUUUGAAGGGUCAGGUACCACACACUACACAAAAUGCAAAAAGAAAAAAAAAGUGUCUAGACAGCUACUUGUACGGUAUCUAGUAACACCUUCCAAGCGGGCUUAACUGUGUUUUGUGGCACGACUCGGAAGGAAUACAGGAUAAAGGAGCUACUUAUUCUUAAGAGACAAGAUGACUUUUAACAGGAUAAAGUAAUUAACGAUUUUAGUGGCAAAAAUGUUAAUCAGUUAACCUGUCAAACCCAACUGAAAAUAUGCAGAUACUACUCCAGUUUCAGCGUUCCAACUCAAACAUUGACUUCAAUUUAUUUCCUGUUCCCGUAAGAAAUACGGCAAAAUUCGUUUAUCUCUAAUAAACAUGACGAAUCGUAUGACUUGUUAGCUUGUCUCACGGAAUUCUAACAAUACUGCGAGGUACCUCAUUUUACAUCCAACAACAUUGCUACUCCGUGGUUUUGUGAUAACACUUGUACCUUAGAAACGAGUUUGUCCCAAGGUACCAAGCAGGGGCCACAAGGCACGAAAAAAAAAACCAUCAAUCCCACAUAUAACGGAUUUAAAAUGUCACAAGGUAAAUCAGAGCCGGUUUUGUAGAAGGUCACCCAAAUUCGUUUUGCAGCCAAUAGAAAGCGGCCUCAAGCUAUUUCGUAUUUGAAGGAGUUGUGAAAGGAUUUUUCGCGGAGAAGGUAUAGCAUAAAUGACAUGAGCAGGAUUUGGAGCUGAUUUCAUUAGAAGAAUCAGAAAAUGUUCUAUAAAUCAAUUUUUUUUGAUGAGGGUGGUUCUCCUGAUUACUGUCAUGAUGAGUUCAUCAUACGUGCUCUUGACAUGCAUAUAACUAGGGUUCUCUACACAUUUGAAAAUGACUGAAACUUACACUUUCAAUGCAUACCAGCGGAUCUUACCCAAGUAGUGGUUAUUUUCCGCAUAAUAUUGACCAAUUUUGUAUGCGAAUGUCCCAUGCUUUUCACGGAGCGAAAUAAAUAGCUUCGAUGCCUAUAGUCAUGAGUUGUGUUGCACAUGAGUCUUACGGCUUCCUUUCAGCGCUGCCUUGUAUUUACUGCUGAAUGUUCGUUAUUGAAGUAUGAAAUAUCAGCAAUCCUUCACAAUAUUUUACCGCUUCAAAGCACUCUUUUCCUCGUUGAUAAAUCUUAAAAGGCAACUCAGUUCUUUACCUCAGUUCUUUACCUUCUUUACCUUACAGUUCCUUACCUUACAGUUCUUUUCUUUAAGGAAGGAAUUAGUUGUACUGAGCCCGGCAAAGAAAAGUAGGAAGGAAUAAUUUUUAAUCUUUGAGUUAAAGCAGUACAACCAUACAUCUGUAUAACUUAAAUUCUCGUUGAAGGGGAUAAGUUUCUAAAGAAACUGUGGUGCUGGGUCGGUGGAAGGUAUUGCAAGAUACAACUUGGUUUUAUUAACUGAGUUGAUAAUGCAAAUUGGCCACCGCUAGGAGUUUCUAACGCUGAAGUUUCGAGUGGUACGUCACUUCUCUCUCCAAACUAUCUCAAUUCUCCUUGGUUGAGUCGCAACUUAUCAACUCAUUAAAUAUAUAGCUUUUAAGGAAAUUUUACAGGCUGAUUUCGCGAAGACUCCAUUUGAAAGGCGAAUGUGAUUUAUAUGCCUAUUUGAUACAGAAAAUAUCCAAAUACCCUCCUUCCUCACUGUACGAAGGAUGAAUCAGUACUAAUACAGAAGGAUUCUUUCAUCACUUGAUAUUUAUCUGCAGGAACCUUUCUAGGUUAUCUUUUACUACAACUACAUGAAAAGGAAAAAAUGGACAGAUUUUUUAACUGGAAAAGAUCUUCAAUUGAAUAAUUCACUUUACUUGCUACAUAAAGUAAUAAGGGGAAAAAAGAAGUUAGCUGCUGUUUAUGAAGAGAACUUAGAAAGUCACAGAGUAAAGAUGAUGAAUUGAAAAUUUCUUGUACCUCAACUUUAACUUAAACGUGUAUUACCAGGUAUCAAAGUUACUCAGUAACGACUGUAACAGAUAUUGAAAGAAUGAAAGACUUCAUGCGACCAGAGACAUUUCCCAAAUGGAAGAUCCCUGAGCUAUCUUUUGUAUUUUACGAGAGGUCUGUAGCUUUCCUCACGAAUAACCUUUGAAUUUUCGAAAUAGAUCUCGCUUAUUCCCACCUCUGCUAUUUAUUUAUCUAUAUAUUUUUUCAAUUUAUAUCAGUAUGUGCUGAUUCUCGUGGGACAAACUUGAGAAGGCUUGUUUUCUCUUCAUGGAUAACUCUCUGUCCCAUGCCACAGGUUGAUCUAAAUCCUUAUUUGAUAUUUUCAGCCAUUAUAAACCAAAUGUUACCUGUGUUACUGCCUUCAUUAAUCCACGCAGUUUCUCUGUGGAAAGAAAUCAUAUCAAAGUCAUUUAAUAGAUGAAUAAGUUAACGACUUCGAGCUUUGCCGGUAAGAAUGGUUUAAGGACUCUUAAGUUAGCAGGGUAGUUAACUACCCUGAAUUAUGAGUUCCUUAACCAGUGAAAAGCAAAACAUGCAGGAAUCACACACGAAUCACAGACGAAAUCACCCACAAGAGGACGAGUUCAUUAAAAAAUCAACCAACGAUGAGUUACUCAUUGAUAAGGGGAAACAAUGUAAAAUGUUCGAUACUAUAAUGAAAUUUUCACCGUUAACACUUUAAUUUUAAUUUAAUAGUAUAAGCAAAUGUUGGCAAAUGCUGUAUUUACUUAAUCCCCGGCGGUAAUUUCCAGGAUGAAGUUGUUGUUACGCAAUAAAUUAACUGGGCGAACAAUGCCUCUAUUAUUCCAAUCUGUUACAUUAUACCUGAAAAGAUAUUUCCAGCCGAUGAAAGCUUUAAUUUGAGGCUGCAAGAAUAAUCUGAUUUUUUAAGAGAGAUUUUCACUAUUGGAUUUGGGAAAUUAAAGAAGAUAAAAAAAUUCCUUACCAAUUUAGGUAAUGUAGGCUUCCACUUUACUUAAUUAGGACGUUUACCAUUCCACUUGUUAUACAUUUUUUUCAUCUUUGGUCAAAAUUUUCAAUGAAAGUAAAGUAAUGCCGAAAAAAAAACACCCUUUACCCUUUUAAUUGUCGUUCACCAGAAUGGAAAAGCGCUAAUUCUCUCUUUGCAUCGAUGACAAAUAACAUGUGACUCUAUGGGCCUUCUCACGUAAACUGGAUUAUCAUCCAGGUAUUUUGAAACUUUUCCAAACGGACUUGAUAGACAAAAUUUUCUGGAGGUAGAACAAAGGUUGGGAUUAAAAAGCCGUACACGCCAAUACAUAUCAGGCCACUGAGCCACCUAUUUUUAAACAUGUCUUAGCCAAUCGUUAAACGAAAAGCAUACCUCAUCGAUCUGCAGACACACCUUGUUAAAUUUAUAUUUCUUGAGUGCACCCUUUUUAAAACAUUGUAACGUGGAGUGGACUUCAUUUUACUGCAAGGAUUCUAUAGAACUCUAGAUGUCCGUGUCCAGGCGAGCAGUGCUUUUGAGACUUGUAGCUCUACUUGUUUCAGCGGUGAGUCACCAUAAAUUCAAUUUUUUUUGUGGGAGUAAGCGUCUUGUGCAUGAUCAAGUCAUUUGACAUUUUGCAGAAAAUUUGUACAACAGGGUACAUGUUGCUGGUAGAUGUAGAUUUUAGAUACAAGCUAUCAAAAUUUCUUUUUCAGCUAACCAUCCGAUGCUGAUAGAAUUUUAUCUCUUUCUUCAUCCGAACAAAUGGCGCGAGUUAACUCAUCUCUUAAGAUUUUGGAAAGAUUGAGCUGUAAAAUCCUCAAGGAUGAGGUUGAUCUUAUUGGAAAGGGAUUACAAAAUGUUUUAAGAGACCAACGUGGUGGGGAACAUGCAUUUCCUUGUUUACCUGGUCAUGAGAACUUGUUUUAUGUUUCUUAAUUCUAAAUGAAAACUGAAAACGAAUAGCAGUUUUCCAAAGAAAACAACGAUAAAUUCAAGUAAAAACGCUAGCGUAGAAGGAACCUCCAGGGGGUAUUUUUGUCAUAAUCGGAUGUUGGCUCUUCUUUGCCAUUACUGGUUAUGCCGUAACAGAAAAAAACUUUUGCUUUCAUCUUUUACGAACAUCAAAGGAACUUCGCGAAAGCUAGGCUAUGAAAUUGUUGAUACCACUCCAUAAUCAAAACGUUGAAAUAUAUGAGGACCGCUUAAGACCGAAGUGAAUAUUGACGAAAAUCGUAAGAGGGUCUGAUUUCACGAAUUUUUUGUCAGCUUUUUCAAUUUUUCGGAGUUACUAAUUGGAAAAAUUGAAUUCAUAGUGAGAUGACUGUUCGAUUCCCCUCAUUUUUGACAGAGACCUCAUCAAAGGCGGUGAUCCUAACAUGCAACUCUGUCACAUAAGUUUACCCUUUAAAGCUGUGCUUGUACCGAUUCUUCCCGAGUGGUUUUCUAAAUGAAUAGCGGGAUCAUCAUUCAUUAUGGAGUAUGGCAAGCAAUUUUGCAAAGAUGUUUUAUCUAAACUCUAAACCUUUUCGCAGACAAGCUUGAAUUAUGACUUAAACUAGGGCAAAGGGACAUUUUCGUGAUAUUGUCGAAGUAAAUGCACCUCAUGACUAGGGCAGAACAAAAUGACUGUCAGCCUAAUCACUGCUGAUCUAUAUUUUUUCGCUGUUUAGCUUGUCGCUCUAAGUAGAAAUGAUAUUGUUAAAAGCUCUCAACAUUAUAUGAAAGAUACUGAGGACAGUCGAAAGACUAAAGUUAUCGUUGCGUAUCUACUUGACUUUUUUUUCUUUUUUUCAACUAUAUUCCAUGCUAAGGUAUCUUGAAAAUUUAACUUCUUUUCGACUAUUAACAAUUAAAGAUUUCAUAACUCUGCGAAAGGAUUUAAACCACCAAAUACAAACAUGACAUACAAGGAGUAAUCAAUGGCAGUACAUGGGUAUGACAUUGGUGAGAUAUCCGCUAUAGUCCAUAAUACUAACCACAGUUGAUUAAACACUCUAUUAUGAUAUCAUUGCAUGCCUAGACAUGUAAAAGCGAAUAACGUGAGUGGCCAUCAAAUAAAAAAAAUAGAUAACUCGAGAAAUAACGAAACCGUAGGCUUGGAAGAUUAUAUAAAUUUACAAACCUCAGAUGAGAAAGGUCUGUGUCCCUAAUCCAUUUUAACGAUGUAUCGACACAAACAUGCAUUGACAAUUCCUAGUAAAGGUAAUGAGAGUAACCUGGAGAUGUCUGAUGUAGUUCGCUUUCGAAAAAACUGCUUAUUUUGCAAUGAAAAUACGCUGAUUUAAGUAAAUGCGAGUCCUCUUUCAGCACUUGUCUUAGUAUAGUGAUUCAUGACAUCAGUUGUUAUAUUUGUAGUGUCUUCCUCUUUGACUGUGCGUUGAGUUGGAAAGUCUGAAACAUCAGUCGGUCUUGCUGAUUUCAGUCAAAACGGAUCCAGAAAUGUCACGUUCAGAUCAUAGACGUAAAUAAAUAGCAUCACUUCCUUUCAUCGUGACUGAAGAUGAUCCCUUUGGUCGUGACUUCCGGUAACGCUUGAGCAUCCAAAAUGUUUGGGCCGUCUCUCUGUAAUUAGAUUACAUGACAUAAGUGUUUAUUAAAAAGUGUUCCAUUUUCCUCCUUAGGUGUUGCAUGCAUCAGAAAGCAGAGGCGAUGGGUCCACAAAUGGUAAAUGAAUAAAUGGCAGAUUUUCAUUUAGUUGUCUUCGUAAUUAUAAGAAUUUUGAUCAAACAGUACUUAUUUUUUUACGAAUUUUAACGUACACUGUUAAUAGUAACCGAUGAAUUAGUGCCAAAUGAACUUUAAGUGGACAGGUUAGAAUUUCAAAGUCUUACCAGGAUAAUGUACGUCAUAUCUGAAUGUUUUUCAAGCCUGCAGAGCCAUAGAAAGAAAUAAAGUCCUGUGAGGCGCUAUCUUACAAGAGCUAUUAUUUAAGUGAAAUUUUCACGAUGAGCCCUUACUAUAAAAGGUUAAUGGAAAACAAAAACAUAAUGACCACAAAAACUAUUCAGAGCAAAGCUCAACAUGAAGGAGUCACAAGACGUGGUAAACUAAAACUAAUGCAAUCUUGAAUAAAAGCGUAAGUUUUUUAAGAAAUUGUGGUGUUGCCUCGGUGCGGAAGUAUAAAAAAGGAUAAGUUAGUUUUAUCAACUGGGUUAAUUAUGUAAAUUAGUCACCGUAAAGAGUUUCAAAGCUGAUGUUUCGAACGUUAGCGGCCUUCGUCAGAGCGUCAGAUGCGAUCUUGCAUUACUUUAAACAUUGAAUAGAUUGCUCUUAUACAAAACAUAUUUUCGCAAAUAACGCUGAACAAUGAACAUUAAGAGAAUCUUUAUAAUUGCAUAUGCUCAUUUUGUAGCCCGAUUGCAUACAGCACUCAGAGAGUUGACUAACCCUGGCUGAUAAAAUGUUACAAUUGAAGCUUCACGUUUUAUUUCGUUGGUUGAUGAACUAAAUGUUAUCUCGUUCUUCGUUGAUGAUUUCCCGCUUUGAGAUUUAACUAGUUUUAAUUUUUAGCGAGUUCGUGUGCGCAGACUUUCUGCAGAAAGGGAAAGAUGUGUGUUGAAAGUAAGAUCGGCGAAGUGAUCACCGCAGAGUGUACGUGUCCAGUGAACUGCUCAAAUGUACAUCGCCCUGUUUGCAGCGUUUACCAUGUGGAAUUUCCAAACAUCUGUGAGUUACAUAAGUUUGCCUGUGCAAAUGAAAUGCAUAUUCAAGUAAAGCAUCAAGGGAACUGCAGCGAACAAGGUACACAAAGGUUAAAUAGCUUUCUGUCUUUAUUUUGAUGAUUUUUAUGUAGUGUGAAGUUUUUGUUAUAGCCUUGCUUUAAAUUAUCUCAUUUCAUAUGGCAUCCCCCGGCCUGAAAAGAUCUUAAUAUUCUCAGUGUGAUAUAAACACAUCUAAGGAAAAACUGGUGAAGUUUGGAUCUAAGCUACCAAUAUCGAGCCCCAUUAUGUGGGGCACGGGAUUCCAGUGUAUCGACUAUUUUUCAGUUCCCUGGUCUCACUUUUAUAAUAAAGUAUCUUGCCCAAGACACCUAUAUCAGUUAGCUAGCUCAAAGGGCAGAGCACCACACUGUCAACCAGAGUAGAGGGAUCGAGCCAUGAACUGUGUCAACACACAGGGUCUUGAAACAGCUGAGAAAGCCGGAUAUGCUGCCGUUUAGAGUGUGAUUUUGAACAAGUAUACAUUGUAGUUAUCUUGGUUAAUCAUGAACCAUAAACCUCACUCCCAAUCUUUUGUAUCCGUAAGGUGGUUAAAGGUAAUAGAUCCACGAUUACCGUCACAAACAUAGGACAAGGUUAGCUUUGUAUCAUUCAGUAAAUCAACAGCACACUUUAAAGAAGAAAUCAUGUGAAUGGGUUUGUUCGUUCAUGACUCCCAGGUACAGUAUAUUCAUAUUAAAUAACGUAAGUGCCAAUUAUUGAUCUUCCAGAGGCUUCAUCAGCUUGCCGCAAAUCACAAAUAAUAAAUUUUCAAGACAAGUGGUUGCAAAGAAUUUUCCCAGUAUACCAGGAGAGCAGGGUAUUUUCUGUGGUUGAAAGACUCCUACUUGCAAAGGUAAGGAUAAACCGAGGCUUGUGCCAAUCUUGCAACUGAUAAAUUGACAGUGCGUCACACGCUGACGGGUUAAACAUUUUUUUUUUCACAGUACAAAAUAACCAAAUGUACAAUAUCGCAAGUCAUUUGUACUCUAUUCGUGCGUUUUUUGCUCUCUACUUUAUGCAGUUGGAUAAUAAAACUGAGUACUGUUUACCCUUCGAAAAUGAAUGAAAUAUAAACAAAAGCACUCUUCAUUACUUGUGUUGUCCAUUAGGGCAAAUUUCAUGUGUUCGCCUCGUCAUUGAGUCUUUUGAGCUUUUCUGGUUACUCUUGUCUUCUCGGAAGGCAUCAAAAUGUGUAAAUGCCACAGGUUUGUGCCUCCUCCUGUUUCAAUUUCGUUUUCAAUUAAAUUGCCUUAACUACUUGUUCUCUUACAGUUUAAAAACUGUAUCCUUCAGUGGUAUUCUAGCAAUUCACCCGAAGAUCUAAGUACAUUAUUUCUCCUUAACAGAUUUUAGCCUUUGUUUACUAUUUUUAGGUUGUAGAUCAAAACGUUUGUUAUUUUUUAUUUUAAAUAUUCAAGGUUUAUAAAGAUGCUAUGGCGUUAUCAUUAAUAAAUCAGAUAAAUGCUUCACUCUUGACAGAUAAGGUUAAUGUAAAUGCAAAGUAAAACACAGGUAUUUUUUUUUCAGCGUAAUUUUGACCGGUACUGGGACAAAGAUAAAAACGGUUUGCUCAGCGAGGACGAAAUAUCAAGAAUUUUCCACGAGAGGACAUUUUUAAACUCUGCAUGCAUUGUAGGGCUCAUUAGAUCAUGUGAUACUGACAGGACCCCAGGGAUAAACAGACAAGAAUGGUACACUUGCCUCAAAACCGAAGGUAUCAGUCAUAUUCCUUUCACUUCUCUCUUCUAA
Molecule: messenger RNA, 12135 nt
Organism: Pocillopora meandrina
Lineage: Eukaryota; Metazoa; Cnidaria; Anthozoa; Scleractinia; Pocilloporidae
Source: the annotation of a GenBank genome assembly